This is a messenger RNA of Symbiodinium natans, 2154 nucleotides long. NCBI's taxonomy places the organism in Eukaryota, Dinophyceae, Suessiales, Symbiodiniaceae. The record is from the annotation of a GenBank genome assembly.
AUGACUUCGGGGGGCCCGGCAGACCCAUGGGCGCUGCUUUGUAGUCAACUGCAGCAGCUCGCCCGGCAGUAUGUGGAGGAGCAGGAGAAGGUCAUUUCUGCGCUGCGGCCGACUGGGCAUGUGCAGAGCACGCAGGGUCUCGACAGCCUGGCGCCUGCUCGCCCCCAAUCUCGGUUGGUCCUGGAACCCUGGCUGACAGCUCCGAGCCCUGACUUGGUCGAAAAGGCUUCACCUGCAGUUCCUUCAUCGCCCAGGCCAGCCAGACCCACGAGUCCGCUGACUCCACUGAGUCCCGGUGCAAGGCCCACCUUCCGCGAGAGCUCGAGCCUGAGCGCGAGCCUGGAUUGGACGAGCUUCGCAACAAAGCAGAUCACAGAGAUGGACGACCGUCGCCAUACACAGGUGAAGCGGUUCACGCGUUACGUCCCUUGCUGUUCGCAACGCCUGGAGAGAUGUCUGCUGGCAUGGAAGGGAUGGAAGGAGCCCCGUCCAAGCGGCCGUCUGGCAUCUGUGGUCCAGAGUGGUUGGUUUCAGACGAUUUGCUUGCUGGCUAUCAUGGCCAACGCCGGGGUCAUCAUUCACUCCAGCAACUGGGCCAUGGCAAACAUCGGGAAGGAGGAGCCGAUUGAACUUGUCAUCCUCGGCCACCUCUUCACAGCCUUCUACACGCUGGAGCUGCUUCUGAAGCUCGCAGUCCAUCGGCUUUAUUUCUUCGUGAAUGCGGAUGGCGGCUGGAACAGCUUUGAUUUUGGGCUGGUUCUCUUUGCUUACAUGGAGCUCUUGGCCGCGUCACUCUUGAACCCGACCUUCCUGCGCAUCGUCCGACUGGUCAAAGUGGGCAGGAUCGCUCGGAUGCUUAAGGCGCUACGAGCCCUGGAAGACCUACGCACGAUCCUGGACUCCCUCCUGGGCUGCGUGUUCACCAUGUUCUGGUCGCUGGUGCUGCUGGCCUUCCUCCUUUGCCUCUUCGCCAUCUUCUUCGUUCAGAUGGGAGUGAUGCACGUCAGCAGCGAAGGCGAUGCCCUCAACCAGACAUGGUGGACUGACUACCAGCGAUACUUCAACAGCGUGUUCAUGUGCAUGCUCACGCUGCUGGGCUGCACCACCGGCGGCGAGGAUUGGAUCGACAUCCACCGUUUGGUCUACGAGACAGGGUCCAUUCCUGGUGGGAUUCUGGUGUUUUUCAUCGUCUUCUUUACCCUGGCGGUCUACAACAUUGUCAUGACUUCCUUCAUCGACAGGGCCAUGAAGUCCACGCGCCCGACGAUGGCCGAGAACUUGGAGCGGAGGCAGGCCGAGGACCAGGCCUUUGCUGUGCAGCUCUACGACAUGCUCUUUGAGGUUGACUGGGAUGGCGACGGCUCCAUCAGUGUCGAUGAGUUUCGGGAGGCGAUGGGAAGCGAUAACCAGCUGGCAGCCUUCUUGAAGUUCCACGGCCUCGACAUCAAGGACUGCACCACGUUCUUUGCGAUGGUCUCACCAAGUGCCACAUCUGUGAGCUUCAUCGACUUUGUUCAAGCCUGCUGCCGGAUGCGAGGCUCUGCCUCAUCCAUGGAUGUGAGUUUGGUGAGCUUUGAAGUCAAGCAGCUGCUGAAGCGGCAGUGGCGGCUACAGGACGAGCUUCAGAAGCAGUUCCGUGGCCUGGAUGCCAGGCUGCCAAGGCUCGGCUCCGCGGGCUGGCUCGGAUCUGGGGAGCAGCCGGACUUGAACGACUCCGUGCGGACACCACGAGGCUCCCAGCAGUCGAAGCUGGACAUGAGCGACGCCGGCACUGGGGCGUGCCUGGGCUCCCCCGACCUGAUGCCGCAGGAUGACAACGCGGAUCCGAAAUCCGCCGUUGACGCGGCGGGGCCCAGCGCUGAAGCGCAGGAGGACAGCCUUCAAGACUUCAUUCAGGGGCUGGCCUUCUCUGCUUCUGCAAGAGCCAAGGCCAAGGCCAAGGCGAAAGCAGCGGCCAAGGCCAAGGCCGCCAGCGUCUUCGCCGACAGCCACGUGGAGAGUGCGGACGGCGCACCGGCAGUGGCAGAGGAGAAGGCCAAAGCCAAGGCCAAGGCCAAAGCCAAACCUAAGGCCAAAGCCAAAGCGAAGCCCGAAGCACCGCCGCCGACGCCGCUCGCAGAUGCAGAUGCAAAGCCAGCAGUGACCAGAAACUAG